This is a messenger RNA of Saccharomycopsis crataegensis, 1821 nucleotides long. RefSeq lists its product as uncharacterized. Gene Ontology annotation, biological process: transmembrane transport. The record is from RefSeq and is a predicted model, not a curated record. Lineage: Eukaryota; Fungi; Ascomycota; Saccharomycetes; Ascoideales; Saccharomycopsidaceae. Gene Ontology annotation, cellular component: membrane. The transcript has a single exon. Gene Ontology annotation, molecular function: transmembrane transporter activity. The coding region runs from base 1 to 1821 and encodes 606 amino acids.
AUGUCUGAACACAAUAGUAUCAAAGACAAUAGCUACCCAGCUGACAAACACAUCAAUAAAACCGAUGUGGUUAUAGAAGUCAGUGAAGAGAACGCAGAAAAAUCUCCAUUCAGCGCCUAUCAUGACGAAUACAACCCAAACGGGCUAUUUCCACCGACCGAAGAGCAAGAGCAAACUUUAAGAAAAGUCCCUGGCCAUCCUCCAUUGCAUUGUUAUUUGAUCUGUUUGAUCGAAUUUGCAGAAAGAGGUUCUUAUUAUGGGGUCUCUGGUAUUUUGACCAACUUCAUCCAAAGACCAUUACCAACCGGUAGUACCACCGGUGCCCCAGUGAGUAGAGAUAGCAGUGAAAACGCCGGGGCUUUGGGGUUGGGUUUACAAGUCGCCAGUGCCGUCACUUUAUUGUUGACUUUCCUUGCGUACGUUGCUCCGUUGAUUGGUGGUUAUGCUGCCGAUUCCAAGCUUGGAAGAUUGAAAGCCAUCUGGAUCGGGGUUAUUUUGGGGGCCAUCGCCCACGUUAUUUUGAUUAUCGCUGCUAUCCCUACCGUCAUUAUUGGUGGUAAAGCCCUUGCUCCAACCAUCAUUAGUAUCAUUGUUUUGGCUCUCGGUACGGGGUUCAUCAAACCAAACCUUCUCCCACUUUUGCUCGAUCAAUAUGAGGAUCCUGAUCUCGUCAAAGUUUUGAAAAGUGGUGAAAAAGUCAUUGUCGAUAGAAAAACUACCCUUCAAAGUAUUUCCAUGCAGUUUUACUGGUGCAUUAACAUUGGGGCGUUCUUGCAACUCGCCACCAGUUAUUGUGAAAGAGAUAUCGGGUUCUGGUUGGGGUACUUGAUUCCCGGGAUCCUUUACAUGAUCAUGCCUAUUGUGUUGUUAUUUUUGAACAAUAAAAUGAAGGUUGCCCCAUCGCAAGGCAGUAUUUUAGACGAAGUGUUCAAAGUGAUCGGGGUUGCUUAUAAAGGUGGUUGGGUUAACAGAUUGAAGAAUGGUGAGUUCUGGGAGUAUGCUAAACCAAGCAAUAUGAUUCAAAGAGGCCAGGAAACAUUCAGAAAGAAGCCGGUCACUUGGAGCGACGAGUUUGUCGAAGAUGUCAAGAAAACUUUCAAAGCUUGCAACAUGUUCUUUGGUUACUAUAUCAUUUACAACAUUUGUGACUCGGGGAUUUCUUCAUCGAUCGAAACUUCCCAAGCUGGAUCAAUGUCGACCAAAGGGGUUCCUAAUGAUUUGUUCAACAAUUUCAACCCCCUCACCAUCAUUGUGUUGAUUCCGAUUCUUGAUUACGGUAUUUAUCCAAUGUUGAGAAAGAAGAACAUCAAAUUCUCCACCGUCCACAGAAUUUCCUUGGGGUUCUUUUUGGCCGGUUUAUCGCAAAUCUCCGGGGCCAUCAUCCAAUGGAAAAUUUAUGAAACCAGUCCUUGUAGAUACGAAGCCUCGACUUGUGAUGAACCAUCUCCAAUUACUGCUUGGGUCGAAGUGGUGGUCUAUAUUCUUUCUGCGGCGUCCGAAUGUUUUGCCAUGACCACAGGGUACGAGGUUGCCUAUAGUAGAUCUCCCGAGUACUUGAAAGGGUUGGUGAUGGCGUUGUUCCUUUUCACCACCGCGCUUUCUGCUGCUUUAGGGGAAGCGUUGACUUCGGUGCUCGUGGAUCCAAAAUUGGUGUACGCAUUUGCCAUCCCUGGGGCCAUUGGGUGUAUUUCUGCGUUUGUCUUUGCUUAUCAAUACCGAAACUUGGAUAAAGAAAUGGAGCAAGAAGAAUUAGAAAGAGCCCUCAAACAGGCUCAAAAAGAAGGGGCGAUCAUUUUCAAGGACGAGAAAAUGAUCUGUUAA